AAUUUUCUAACAAGAUUUCCAGUCAUGCUUAUAGUAUUUGGUAUUUGUUACAGCUGUAAUCCCUAAUUUGCAUUUAUGUUGAGUAUGUUGUAAUGUUAACAUCUUUGCACAGAAUGACUAAAAUGUUGCUACUGAUAUCUUAAAGGAUGUAGAGCAUGUCUUUUUAAUUAGCUUGACUGCAUAACUAAAAGGAACAACAGAAAUAUGGUAAUUGUUACCCAGACCACCAAUUCAUGUUAAAUUAUUUACUUUCAGCUACUGGGAAUCAUUUGCUUAAAUAGGAGUCAAGUAAGGGAGGAAAUGAGUAAGUAAAAGUUACAAGUAUUUAUAAUGAGUUUUUGGUCAACUAGCAGUUAGUUUGUGCUGUAUUUAAAAAAAAGCAUCAAUGAAAUUAUAUUGUUUGUAAGAAAGUAUAAAUAAUGUUCAUUAGGGCAUUCCAUGUCCAGGAAAAGUAUAGACAUUAAUGGUGAGUGAGAUAAGAUUGUGCCCACAGCAAAGAUGUAUGAUUUUGUCAUAUGUAUGAAAUAGUAUGAAUUAAUGGUACUUUAUUACAAUGAUCUAUCUAAAUUUACAUUGAAGGGAUUAUCCUCAGAAAAAUAAAUAAAUAAAAAUAGUAUUAAUAAUAAUUUGCAGGCGGCCAUAAUUUCAUAGAGAAGUAUCCUUAAUGUAGAUAAUGGUAUAAUUUAUUUACCUUGUUAUCUCCAACUAUUGUGUCAGUGCCUUAUAAAGGAUGUAAAUGUUGUUAAUCUUAUUGUUGAUGAUUUAUAAGGAGGUACUUCAUACUCUUAGGCAAUGGAUGUCCAAGGCAAAAAUGUGAACAAAAUAUUCUCAAUAACUUCUAUCUUAAGUUUGCUUCUGAACUAGAUGAAAGGUCAAGGUUUCAAAUCUAUGCUGUAUGGACACUUUAUGCACCCAAACUUUGGUUCAGAAAAUAAAUUAAUUGCUCCUCACACACUCCCAAAAUGGAGGCACUAUUGUGAGGUUGGUGUAGUAUUCUCAAUAGAAGCAAACUUGUUGUGCACCCUAUAUUUCAGUCUUGACAAAGUAUGUGAACACCUUUGUAGUGUGUAGCUAAAGGCAUUUUGAGUUCCACUUGCACUGUGAGAAUGGACUGAAUCAGCUGGUGUUUGAAGUGGUGAUAAGUGUGACAUUUUUUUAGUAUAUUGGUAUUUAGUUGAUAAGUUUUGCAGUUUAAUAAGAAGUUAAUCUAUAUAUAACUUUUUUUCUGUGAUUUUGCUUUGAACAUUUACACAUCCGUUGCCCCUCCCUUCCCUCCCUUAACCAGUGGAAAGGCAAUCAUGGGACACUCAAAGGACACACUGUCCUUUUGUCCUUGUCCGUUUUGCUUCUCAUCACUUCCUGGAGCCUUUGUCAUACAGAGGACGCGUUCUAACCAAGUUUUUUUUUUUUUUUUUUUUUUCAUACACGCCCCUUCCCGCCCCAGGCUGCUUAAUAAUCAUGAUUCUGCAUUCCGCGCCGCAGUUCCCACUCGCCAGUUGUCUAUUGUGGAUGUUCUCACAAGAUACACCAUUUCGGAUUUUUGUGUAGCUGUUUAAAGAUCAGCACUUGCUAUAUAUCAAGUUGAACACAGUGUUUGGACUACUGUGAAAAUCACUGCAGAGGUGACAAGUGUUCGUACCAUCCAGUGACGGCUGCAGGGAAGUGUCCGCACCGCCUCGCUUUCCCCUAAACUUGACUCUUGGUAUCGACCCGGGUUCUUGUGAAAGCUAUCUUUCACCCACAAGAGAUCGAGCCAGAGGCCUGCAGCCUCUCCUCAGGCUGAGUUAGGUCUGGUGAUACACUCCCUAAUGCUGUCAGAACAUAGCAUUUAGCAACUCACAAGUCCUCCACCCCCUGAAAGUCAGAGGACGCCAUUUCUAAACUACAAAAUGGACUCCGUUCGGAACGACAACUACCAAGGGUAUGGUAUGGGGCAGCAGCAGCAGCAGCAGCAGCAGGGUGGAGGGCAGUUCUACAUAGAUCCAGCAAAUGCACCACAGAAUAACCCUCAAGGUAUGCCUGCCGUGCCUGGGUCGCGGCCCUACGUGGAUCCCGAAGCCCAUGGGGAAGUUGACCCUACAGCCUACCCAGAGCCCAAGGAAUCCACCCACAAGAUCCGUGGGCGAUCCGACAUCAUCGAUAUGUUCUGUAACAACGUGAACCAGGAAUUACUCAUUGCUAAGACCUUCUAUUUCUUCUUCUUCUCCGCCUUCGGGUCACUCUUCCCUCUGAUGGCCGUAUACUUCAAACAAAUGGGCAUGAACCCCUUCCAGACCGGCGUGCUCAUCGGCAUCAGGCCAUUCGUGGAGUUCAUCGCCGCUCCAUUCUGGGGCUCCAUCGCCGACAAGUUCCAGAAGGGCAAGACCAUGCUGUUGUGUGCUGUGGGUUCCUGGAUCCUCUCUACCCUGGCUAUUGGUUUCAUCGAGCCUGCAGCCACCUCUUGUGUCAGCUUCAAUGGCACACACCACAUUCUUGAGGUCCCCUACUCCAGGCCUAUGCACAAAAGGAGCGUGACUCAAGAUGACUUCUUCAUCACCAAUCCUGAGCUUGACGAGGCCUUCAUGGGCGUGAAUCUUCCCGUCGCCUCUGACGAGCACUUUACCUCUCCGGGCAUGAGGAUGGGAGAAACAUUCCAGUGGGACAGCAUUCCUCUCAGCAUGCCAAGUAUCGCGAAAAGGAGGAGGAAGAGAGACGAGACGCCGCUCCCCCCAGACCACGUCACUGGCAAGUCGCCCCACGUUGUCCACUACACCGUGAACUUCGACCAGUUUCAUGGAGCUGAAGAGGCACUGUUGUCCCCUCCCUUCUCAAGCAUCGUGUACAAGUCCUCUGACGUGCAGAAAGUAUUCUUCCUGCUGCUGCUGGUGGUGGUCAUUGGGGAGUUCUUCAGCAGCCCCGCCAUCACUCUCGCUGACUCCGCGGUGCUUACAUAUCUUGGGGACGAAGCAGACCACUAUGGGCGGCAGAGGAUGUUUGGCUCCCUGGGCUGGGGUCUGGCUAUGUUUUUCGUGGGCAUUGCUCUGGACCAUUCCACCGCCUUCCCUGACCACCCUUGCAAACCCCAUGAAAAGGAAAGGAACUACACCAUCUGUUUUGCAGUCUUCAGUGUCCUCAUGGGUUGUGCCUUCAUCACAGCUUCCCAGUUCAAGUUUGACUAUUCAGAGCCGAUGCCAAGUGCAGUCCAGGAGGAAGUGAAGGAGCCCGUAGACAAUGGGCCCCGUCCCUGGAAUGAACCAAAGAUACCCUUGCAAGAGCACAAGUCUCAGCGGCAGAAAAUUGAUGAAGCCAUUGGGACUAUCAAAACCAAGAUCUUUGCCCAAACUAUGAAGGAGAUGCCUGAGUGGUUUGUGGUUCUCAAAGAGUUUAAGAACUUGCGGUGUGGAGCCUUCCUCUUUGUGGCCUGGUGGAUGGGCUUUGGCAUUGGUUUGAUCUUUGCCUUCCUCUUCUGGCAUCUUCAGGACUAUGGAGGUACUCCCACUGUGUUUGGUAUUGCCAGCAUCAUGAAUCACAUCUCUGAGAUUUUUGCUUACUUCUUUAGCUUCAGACUUAUCACCCAAAUUGGCCACGUGAAGGUCCUGUGUGUAGGGCUGACUGGAAAUGUCCUGCGUUUUCUCUACAUUUCCUGGAUGAGGAAUCCUUGGUGGGUUCUUCCCUUUGAGUUUAUUCAGGGUAUUACCCAUGCAGCAGUGUGGGCCGCCUGCUGUUCCUACAUUGCCCACAACACACCUGCUCACUUGCGCUGCUCCUCACAGGGUGUCCUGCAGGGCAUCCAUCAUGGCUUUGGCAGGGGCUGUGGUGCCAUCAUUGGAGGGAUUUUUGUCAACUUCUUUGGGACUUCUGUUGUGUUCCGCUCGUAUGGUAUCAUCUCUCUUGUCAUCUUGGGUGCCUUUAUCUUCAUCAACUUCUACCGGAAAGAUGUGGGAUUCCAGCCCGACCUGCCACCUGAAGAAGAUCCUCAUGAGAUGGCUGAGGAAGGAACAGCCCUGGCUCCACACGGUGUCCCAGCCAACCCCAUCCCUAGAGCCCUGAGCUCCCAGAAACUGAAUGAAGGGGCUUCUGAUGCUGGGUAUGGUACCUAUAAUGCCACAAAUGGGAUGUUAGAUAUACCAGGUGGAGGUGGUGCCCCCACCAAUCCCUUCCUUCAGGGUGGUGGGGAUGGAGGAAGUGGUGGUGGUGGUGGAUACAACUACUCCACAGACACCCAGCCAACUCAACCACUAUUCUCUGAGACCAAUCCCUUCCGAAAUUACUUCACCAAUCCCAGUCCCUUCCCUAGCAAGGACUCCCCCAUCAACUCCCCUGAUCUCAGCCCUGAUUAUGAGAGCAUCAAACACAGGUUCCAGGCAUAUGAUGAUCUGCUGAGUGGAAGGAAUAACAUUAAGGAAGAAUUGAAAGAGCCGCCUUUGAGCAAGCCUGAGGCGGGUGUGGAGCGUGAUCCCCAGCUCAGGACAGCCUUGCAGAACUACAAUUGGUAGGCUGACCCCCUGCCUUUCCCAUUACCAGUUGGGUUAGCCAUUGAAUGACUGGUAGGAUGCAUAAUCACAACAGUUAAGUAGAACCUAUUGGUAGACAUACAUAGUCUAAGGGAUGGUAACACAAAACACUAGUAAGAAUGUUGAAUACUUCAUUUUUUUUCCUAGCAAUACACAAAUCAUUGACUUCAUGAAUUGGUGAUAUUAAGUGAUAUUAAUCAAAAUAAUGUCAUGUAUUUUAUCAUUUGGCUAUAGCAGGGUGAGAACAUAUGUCUCCCAAUUAUGAUCAUGCUUAGUAACUGUUAGUAACUCUUGAAAACAUGUGGACCUCAGUAUUGCUAGCAUUUAAGAGUGUAAGGCAACAUAUCGCAAGGGAGUUAAACGAUGGACAGUUACAUUGAUAAAAAAUGGUUGGACAUUUUAUUCCUAUUAGGAGGACAUCUUCCUAAUGCUGUCUCGUGACCCAUGCUGGGCAGGGAAACAAGGAGCUACACAACAAGUCACAAAUGAUCAUGUCAUUGUAAAUACAUGUCCGUCAUCAUUGUAACUAUAGAAGCACCCACACCGUAGUUGUCUCAUUGCACUCAUUUAACGGCCUAGACAAAUGUAGUGACCCGUGGUACCCUUGUGGUGCAGGAUCCUCCUCCAGACAAGUAAAAGACACACUGGGAGCCAAAAAGAGAAUGUCUACCUGUAUGUUUUCAUUAGAGUUUGUUUAAUUUUCCAAUACAUUUGUAGUCAAAUGCACUGUUGCAUUGAACUUAGUUGUUCUACUGCAAGACAUUUUUUUACAGCAAUAAAUGUAUAUCGUAUAUUUUUGGGAUGGCAAGCUUUAAUUGAUAUAUUUUUGGCAGAAUAUUUCUUUUAAAUAAUGUGAGAUAUUUUAUAAGAAACAUUGUAAAUUAUGUAAAUUAAACUGUGCAUCUGUGGUUGCAAUAUUUGAAGUCUAUGAGGGAAUAUAACAAUUACUUAAAAAGUUAUCAUGGUUUUAAAAAAUUGCCCCAUGAAGCUGUGAGUUAUAGCAUACUUAUAUACAUUCACAUGUAUAUUUUUUCUUUUCAUCAGAUUUGAGCUUUCAAGUAAUGCAUUGCAGUGUACAUAGAUGAUGCCUUUGUUAAUACAGCUUUGGAGUAAUGGAGUACCAGCCCCCUGCAUGAACAGACCCAGCAGUGUGUGUUGCUGAGGGUCUUGGGCGAUGUUGUAACUACAUAAUUGUUUUCAUGGGAAAAGUUAGUGCAAGUCUCAAAUUUGUGCCAAGACCUCAUUGGUUUGUUGCAUACCUACUGGUCUUGAUGUUUAGAGAAUUGAAGACCAAAUAGUUUUAUAAAACUGAGGUCAUUUAAUCAUCUGUCAACAAUUUAAAUGGUUUGUAUUUCCACAUACUUCUCGUAACGUGAUCUGUCUGUAUCUGUAACCUCUAGCUUUCGGCUGAGUGGUAGUUCCGUGUCGAAGAGAAGAGCAGGAAAAGUCGUCACGUCAAAGUACUUCAUAUGUUAAAGUUUGUUGACAUGAUAACUAGUCAGAAACUUUUCUUGUUCCUUAAUGGUGGUGGUUCUCCUUUUCCAUGUGUGUGUGUAUGUGUUGGAGGUGAGGGAUUGUGUGCUCAGAUGUGUGAGGUAGAUAAUUCAUUCCUCUUGGUGCCAGUCUCACAAUAUUCAAGGAUAAUCCUCAAGGUUAUCAUUAGCACUUUCCCUUUAGGCAAAGAAGGCCCAACACUACUGCGGCCUUGUCUUAGUCUUAGAGUCUUAAAGCUCUUUCUUUUGGGGGAAAUAAAUAUGACAACUGAGGUUAUAACCUUGAAAGUAAUAUUGAUUAUUGGACAAACCUGUAAGUCUCAAUUAAUUGCUUCUACUUCCAAGAGGAAAAAUUAUGGGCAAGUCAUAUUGCCUUCCUUCUGGUGUCCCUGAUGUAUAUCAAUUGUAGUGGUUGCACUCUGAGUAGUGUGCAUGCUUGCUUGGGUAUGCAAUGAUUGCUCAGACAAUAUGUAAAAAACUAAAGGAGAGUACCUCAUUGACUCCUAAAAUUAUAGUUAGUGUGAGAAGUGUACCAAGUGGUGAAGGUGUCUACAUAAAACCUGUGUGACAGACCAGAACUUGCCCAUGUAUCACCCUCCCAAAAUCUUACUUUGAACCUGUGGCUUUGGGUAGUGAUGGUGAAGCAAGACAAGACAUGAGAGGAGUGUGGGUUCCUUCACUAUUAUCUUGUAGCAUAAUGAAUGUAGUGCUGAAGUAUCUCAUAAGUGUUGACAAAUAAAACAUAUUAAGAACCUUAUUAGUGCAGAGGACUUAUCUUGUAAGGUUGUUGAUUCAUAGUAUUUCAGUAUAGACAAGUAACUUUCCCAGCAGUCACAAACAACUUGCCAUGAAAACGAGAGUUACCUAGAUGUGCAGACCAUUUGCCUUGCUGAGCAUCACUGACAUAGUAAUGUUAACUUGUCAAAAGUAUAAUUGGUGGUACAUUCAGUCAAGGAUCAAAUGAUAUGUAUGUUAUCUGUCUUGUUGAAUAUAUAUCGUGUUGUUUAUUGUGGUAAAGCGAGAUGAAAGUUGAAA
Molecule: messenger RNA, 7021 nt
Organism: Scylla paramamosain (green mud crab)
Lineage: Eukaryota; Metazoa; Arthropoda; Malacostraca; Decapoda; Portunidae
Gene: jef
Product: major facilitator superfamily domain-containing protein 6-like
Exons: 13
Coding region: 1890-4475 (861 amino acids)
Cellular component (GO): membrane
Source: RefSeq, a predicted model, not a curated record